Messenger RNA from Lindgomyces ingoldianus, 937 nucleotides. RefSeq lists its product as uncharacterized. The coding region runs from base 14 to 937 and encodes 307 amino acids. Lineage: Eukaryota; Fungi; Ascomycota; Dothideomycetes; Pleosporales; Lindgomycetaceae. The record is from RefSeq and is a predicted model, not a curated record. The transcript has a single exon.
CUAAAACCUUACCAUGGCCGAUCUAGCAAGCACAAAAACGACCUUCAAAAUCGCUACUCUCACUACAUCCGCCCCCUCAACAACCUCCACACCCCCCGAAUCCUUCCUAAAAUGGGACGGAACAUGCGGCGCCGUAGACUCCUCACUCACACACUCCUGGCAAUGGGGACUCUUCAUCACGGGACUUCUCGUCGGUGCCAUCGCGUCCGCCAUCUCCAACUUCAGCACCCGAAGACGUAGCCGAAUGACCCAGCAUCUUUUCUCGCGAUACCUGAUAGCGCAACUCUUGUUUGCGGGCGUGCUAGCAAGAUUCGCUGCGACGUUGAUUGUCUGGGGGGUUGUGGCGAAGUGGAAGUCCGGGACGGAGAUUGAGGAGGCGAAGUUCAGGGCUACGCUGUGGGGUGCGUUUUUGGGAUUUCAUCCUGGAGGUGUUAUGGGCGUGCUGCAGAUAUUGGAGUGGAAGAGUAGGAAAGGGGUGGGAACGGGGAGAGGGAUGCCGAGUUGGUGUGCGGUUGCGGUUGCACAGAUUGUUGCAGAUAGUUGUGCGACGUGGUUGGGGCUGGGGAAUGUGCUAGCGUCGCAGUACGGAUACGAAGCUCCUGUCGCAGUGGGGAAGAAUAGGCAGCGGGUGUUGGUUAGUACGGAUAUGGCUGCUGCGGCUUUAAUUAUGGUUUGGUUACUUUUUGCGUAUUAUGUUUUUGCUAAGAGGGGCCACUAUGAGAUAUUCGAGAUGUGGAUAGUGAAGAUUUUGGUUUGUGUGGCAAGUGUAGCGUUGGCGGCUGCGGAGAUGGUGUUGACACUGACGGGGGCGGACUUAUGUGGAAAACCGUUGGCGCUGAGCGAUGGUAUUGGCACUGGGUUCCAGCUUGUGGUGUCGAUAUUGAUCAUGUUGGGGAGUGGAAAGGUAGUAGGCAUGGAGCAGAUGGGGCCAGGAUAG